UUUGAUAUUCAAAUGAAUCUGUAUAUAGCAUGUUAGUUGCUUUCUUCAUAAUGGUUUGAACGGAAACGAAACAUCGUUUCGUGUUUUUUUUACGAGUGAUCAUAAAGUAUACUUAUUCAUUUAAUUCCUCGAAAAGUAAUAUAGCGAUUAAAACUGAUUUUUCUCGUGAAGAUAUUAAAAGUUACACUUCGGUCAAAGACACGAUCGUUUGAUCUAAGAUCUAAUGAAAGGAAUAUCGGAUCAAAGCAGAAAACGUAAGACCAGCGAAGUACGGGCGGCCUGUUGUGUGUAUACCACAUGGAUGGGACACUAAAACAAUAGAACACGAGAAGAUUGGCAAAAAUUUUUCCUCAUCUAUACACAACGAGAAAUAAAAUAUCAACAGUAUUAAUAACUUGUGAACAAUUAUGAGUUGGAACAACGAACGUCGUUCACGGGACUAUGCUGACAAUCACCGACGUACUCACAGAAGCCAUCGAGAGGACGGACGUCAACCGCGUAGUGACUACGAUGAUGAUUCUCGGCGUUCGCAGCGUCAGAGGGAUUACGAUGAUGUCAACGAUCAUCGAUACCGAUCAGAUUAUGAUUCUGAACGACGCAAUCGUAAUGGGUCGGGUCGUAGAUAUCCGUCGAUUGAUUAUACCAAUUCUUCGAGACAAAAGCAACGACGUUCGAAUGAUUUGAAUGAUGAUCGUUCAAGAAAUCGCGAGCAGAGUUCACGAUCAAGUUCUAUGCUCAAUCAUGUUGGUCAACAAAACUCUAAUAGAACUUCAUCAUCUAACUAUGCUUCGGAGUGGUUUCGUGGUCAAUCUGAUUUUACCCAGCAGCCCAUGUUGGGAGGCUAUUCAAUUCCAUCUCCUCCUCGAGAAGUAAUUGACGAGCCGUUGAACGAUACUGAAGAUGCUGAGGAAGAAGCUUUAAAAUUAUUGGAGGAAGUUGACAAGUUAGAGGCUGGCAACAUUUCAGAUAUAAAAACUGAAAUUCCAGAUGGUAAUCCCGAGCAGUAUGAAAUAUAUUAUGACGAUUUUCUCUCAUACCCUGAAGAUGGCCCAGUUCCUGAAUGGUACCAAAAGCAGUUGGAUGUAAAAGUAAAACUUGCACUAAGUCGAAUAAAUAAUGUAAGAGAUAGAGUCUGUUGGAGCGAUGACCAAGUUAAAGAGCAAAUUGAACUAAUGGAAAGCGAUCACUCAAGUACUUUAUGUAAAAUGGAUAAGCCUAGACAUCCAAAAAUUGAUCAAGCUUGGUUCAAUACAUGGAAAUUUGAUUGUAGACAAGCUGUGAUAUGUGGUAGUUUUGUGCCAGGACAUGUGCACACUAAAGAUUGUGAAAAAAAUUCUUUUAUACCGCUCAUAAAUCCAAAUCAACAAAGUUUACCAUAUGAAAUUCCCAAGUAUAUUUCAGAAAUUGUUCAGGAAAUUACAGAUUUCACUAACACAGCCAUUGAAAGUAACAGUACAGUAAACGUUAACAAACCUGAAUGGAAAUGGAUUAAACUUCGAAGUAAUUAUAAGUGUGAAGUGCUCGUUGUAAUUGGAGCUCAAUAUAUAAAACCAAUAAUUUCUAAGUUAAAAAAAUUUUGUGAAGAUAGGUUAUUUAAAACCACAAAGAUUUGCUCAAUUUCAUACGUAGAUUUAAAACAAGGUGUAAAGAAUAAAAGUACACUUCCCAUUAUAAAUCUUUGUGGAGAGCUUACAAUGUUAGAUAAAGUUGGGAAUGUAUGUGUCCAAUAUGACCAUAAAACAAAUAUGCAGUUUAAUGCAGUAGAAUUUAAUAUACUAGGCAAAGUAAUACAUGAAUAUCUCGAUCCAGAAAGUCACACAACAAUUAUUGAUAUUGGGUCCACCAUAGGAUUGUUAGGGUGUAUGAUGGGCAAUAAAAACUGUGCAAAAGUUAUUGGAUUAACUGACUCUAGACAUGGAAUGGAAUUAGCAGAAUCCAUAAAAUCAUUAAAUAACAUAAAUAAAGCAACGUUCAUGGAAUGUGACAAAGAUAAAGUAUAUUCCAAAUCUCUGUCAUUGACAACAUCAUGUAGUUCUGUUGUUAUUCUUAAUUUGAAUUCAGUUUAUGGAAGAUAUCCAUUAAUCUAUGAUGAUAUCAGAAAAUUACCAACAGUUUGGAGACUCGUUAUUUACGGUUGUUUUAAACCAGAUUAUGUGAAAUAUUUCACUAAAUUGACAAACACCAAUGAUGAAAUAGGUGAACCUUUUUUACCUAUAAGAUAUUGUGUGUUAGAUAAGUCACCAUCAAAUACAGAUGAAUUUAUUAUCGUACUACUACUCGAGAGAUCUUCAUUAGUUGAUGGUAAAACAAAACCUUAUAAAGAAGCUCCAACUAUGAACGUUGGAUCAGAAAAUCUUAAUUCUGGAGUUAUGAAUAACCAUCGAAAUGAAGUCGCACCUAUUAAUGAUAAUGUGAAUAUUUUUAGAAUUCCCACACAAGAACCUAACAUACCCUUGUUUACUACUGUUACUCAUGGAGAAGUGUUUUCUAUACAUUGUAAUAAUCCUAAUCUUAUUGGGAGUAUUGUUCCAGAUUCAGAAUGGAAACUUCAUAAAAUUUCUUUUCAAAAUCCGUAUUUUAAAACAUAUCGAGAAAUACCUGCAAAUUUUAUAAAUAUGGAAAUAGAUGCUAGAUACCAACGCCACUUGGAACUUAAAAAUCAAUUGAACGCACGUUAUACAGUUCAACAAACUGUUGGAAACUCUUCUUUUAACUCGGAAAAUCAUUCCAGAAAUGUAGUGGAGUCAUUUAUUCCUUUAGAUUCAAGAGUGGAAAAUCCUUACAACAAUAAUUUCAGAAAUAAUCAGCAAGUUGAUGAAAAUCUUUCUCAAAGUUUUAAUUUGAAUAGUUACCCAGAGAAUGCAUCAGAGACGUUGAGAAGGCGUGAAGAUAAGAGAGUUGAAAAUCCUUUUAAUCGACAAGGAAAUUCAAGAGAUCCACGAAAUAAAUUGAGAACUACUGAGAUCCAAUCUACAGAAUCGCGAAAUCUUACAUUUGAAAAUAGAGGUACUAACACACUCAAUGAACCUAGGCUUAAUGUAAAUAAAGUAAAGUUAGGCUUGAAUGAAUACAAAAAUCGUUCGAAAUCGUCUGAUUCUUCUGAGUUGAACAAUUUAGAGAAGUAUUCGAGUGGAAAAGAGCCACACAUGAAUCGAUCAACAGGUACAUCAAGCAAAAAAGAAGAUGUUUGCAAAGAUAAAUCAUCAAAUAGUCAAUAUAACUCUAAAAAAAAUAGGGAUGAAGUGCAUAAAGUAAGAUCAACUACAAGCGAUUCAUUAGAAAGACAUCAAAAUAAAAUGGAUAGAAAUGAUAAAGAAAAAUCAUUGGUUAUUCGAUCCACGUCAAAAAAACAAACAAAACCGGAUGUGAUGCAUGAGAAAAAAUCAACCAAUAGUACUUCACUUGAAUCACAUCAAAAGAAAAAGGGUGAAAAAGAUGAAGAAGUGCCAUCUACUAGUAGAUCACAAAUUUCAAAUGAAAAAUUAAAGGAAGUACGUGAGAAAAAAUUAUCUAUAAGUGAAUCACGACAAUCACAUGAAAAAUCAUCUACAAGUACAUUACAAACACAAAAUGAAAAGUCUAAAAAAGGUUACAAAGAAAAACCAUCUUCCAGUUCAUCACAUAGUUCUUGUUCAGUUCAGAGUAAUAAGUCACCGCCUUCGGAAACUGAAAAAGAUGCUAAAAAAGAUAGAAAGCAUCAUAAAGAUAAAUCACAUAAACAUCAUAAGCAUAAAUCACACAAAAAAAAAUCAGAAAGAUCCAGGUCUUCUAGUCACAAAAGUUCAUCACCUGUGCAACAAAAUUUGAAUUCUUUGCUUACUCAUAUUGAACAAUUAAAAUCUAUCAAAACUGAGCCUGAAAGUGGUAAUACUGAUAAUAAUGAAAAUAUGAACAUUUGUCAAGGAAGUCAGCUUUUUAAAGUAAAGAUUGAAAAUAUGGAUCAAAGGGAAAACCCAUAUCGUAAUUCAAUUCAAGAAUUUUUACCAAACCCAGUUGUUAUUAAAACUGAACCAAGUACAACUAUCGGAGAUCAAAAAUGUGAAUACUCUGAUAGUGAUAUUGAAAUAUUACCUCCAGUGAAAAAAGAACCAGUUUAUGUUGCUGAUAGUGAUGAAGAUAUAUUAGUUCCAAAAACUGACAAAAGUUCCACACAUGACUCUAAUGAUGAAUUAGUUGAUGAACAAUCUCUUUUUGUGCCAUUACCCGAAAAAUUAACUCGUAAUACUAAUCAAUUGAAAUUUUUAUUUGAAGUUGUACAAAAGUUAUGGGAACAUAAAUAUGGAUGGGCUUUCCAAGGACCAAUGUUAUCUAAUAAAAUGUUUAAAUUGAAUAAUUAUUCAGAGAUCGUCAGUGAACAUAUGGAUCUUAAUACAAUUAAAAAGCGCCUGGAGAACAAAUUUUAUUGGAGUUCUAGUGAAUGUUUAAAAGAUUUCCAAAUCAUGUUUCAAAACGUUUUUUCUUGUAUGAACGAAGAAGAAAAUGUUCUUCAUAUGAUGACAAAGAAAAUGAAAAAUUUUUUCGAUGAACUGAUUAUUGAUAUGCCAUCAGAAGAGUUGGGAAUUGAUGAAGAAGAUUUAUGGUCUAUGGCAACACCAAAACGUGUGCCACCAACAUCAUCUCAGAAAGAAGAUACAACAUGUUCUCUUGAUGGUGUGCAAUUAACAACGAAAGCAUCUUACUUGAAUGAUUUAUCAAACACAAUAUCUUCAUUCAAAUUUCAAGAGCUACUGCAAUCAUUUAAAAAUGAAAGUAGCGUUGUCUCUGAACAUGGUUUUGAAGCGCAAGUGCCAACCCAAAUAGGCCAUACUUCAGCAAACCAAAUGCAACAACAACCAGAAUUAACUCUGACACCAAUAAGAAUAACAACUGUAAAACAGGAACCUGAACAGGAAUCUAAUAUCAAGAUUCAAUCACAAUUAGGCCAUGAAUCAGUAAAUCAAAUUGAACAGCAAACUGAACUAGCUCAGAUGCCAUCAGUAACUGUAAAACAAGAAUCUGAUACUGACAUUCAAUUACAAUCAGAUCAUGUUUCAGAAAACCAAAUUGAACAAAAAACUGAAUCGGCUCAGACGCCAUUAGCAACUGUAAAACAGGAACCUUAUUCAAAUAUGGAAAUUAAAUCAAAAUUGGACUCAGAAAUUAACAAGUCGACUGAAGUGGUAACUCAAUAUAGUGAACAGAAUUUAACAAGCUUGCCAUUAUCUUUAAGAAUUGCAAGCAACUUUACUACUGUUAAAGUGAAAAAUGAGCCAAAUGAAGAAUCAAAUCAAAAUCUAGUCAAUUCAGAUUUUACAAAUUUUCCAACUACGACACACUUUACAAAAACAGAAUACUUCUUAACUGAAACGUCAGAUAAUUUAAAUCUAAUUGAUUUUGAUUCAGUUGGCUUAAAAGUGGAAAAUGAGUUACUACCAUCAUUCAUGUCAGAACGCGAAACAAACCCUCAUAAAAUAAUGGAUCAAUCAGAAUACUUUUUGACAAAAACAUCAUUAAAAUCAGAAUAUGAAAGUUCACAAGGCUUAACAAUUAAGAAUGAAGUAGAAAUAAAUGCUCUAAAAGAUAUGAUAAAACCUGAAUUAUCCAAUGAUACAAAUUUGAAUAACAAUAGGAAGCGAUCGGCAAAAGAAAAUAAUGAGGAUUCUUUGACUGAAGAUGCGUUUUAUCUUAACUCCAAUGAUAAUCUAGCUAAUCAAACAAUAGACAAUUCUGCUAAAAGACCACGUUUAUCAUGCAGCAAUUCAGAAGGUUCUCCUGAAGCUGUCAGGAGUUAUUUUAAUCCCACUUAUCAUUUAAACUUGACUGGAUUGAAUGACAGUACUGACCAAUUAAGAGAAUCGCCAUCAACAAGCCCAAAGCCAUCAAACUCUAAUGAAUUAGAAUCCUCAUCAUCUGAUUCAAUGAAUAAAUCUGCACCUUUUUUAGGUUCAAUUCCUAAUCUAUAUUAAAAUUUUUUAUAAAUGAAAUCUAAAAUAUUUAAUAAUUCAAAUGAUAGAUUUAUGUAACUACAGUAUUGUAAGCUUUAUAUUUUAAUAUUCCAUUGUUACCAUAAAUUUACAAAACUUGAAGUAUUUGAUUACGAUGCAAGAAUGUUUGCAUUUAUUUCAGAUAAAUAUUAUUAAAAUUAGAAUUUAUCAUUUGUGUGCAUUGCACUUUUGUCUCAUUUCAAACUUUCUAUUGUUAUAGAUAUUAAGCAAGAAUAACAUGUUUUUUGUUAUGUACUUUUUAGUGACAAAAUUUAACACAGAAAAAAUACAAACAGACAAAUAGACUUACUGUAAAAUAUUACAUGUUAUUAUGUAUUAAUGCCUUAAUA
This is a messenger RNA of Trichogramma pretiosum, 6313 nucleotides long. RefSeq lists its product as uncharacterized. The transcript is spliced from 10 exons. Gene Ontology annotation, biological process: regulation of DNA-templated transcription; chromatin remodeling. Gene Ontology annotation, cellular component: nucleus; chromatin. NCBI's taxonomy places the organism in Eukaryota, Metazoa, Arthropoda, Insecta, Hymenoptera, Trichogrammatidae. The record is from RefSeq and is a predicted model, not a curated record. The coding region runs from base 408 to 5945 and encodes 1845 amino acids.